CGCCACCAUCACACCAUCGCCUGUCGUUUCAUUACAGAAGUCCUUCUCUAGAUACAAAACGGAAAGAAAUCAUCAGCCCUUGCCUAAUAUUGCAAUAGGAGCGCAAGGCAUCAUGGGCAAUUUUGAACUGGAUGAGGAACUUAGCAAUGUGCAACAGGACUCGAUCCACAUUCCAGGGGAAAUCACUAUUGAGGGAGAAAAUCACAAAACUCUGGAGCGAAUUCUGAAUGAAAUUGUCGAUACACUGCAUGAUGCUUCAGGCAAUAUCACCGACAACGAAAUUUUUGAUAAAAUCAGAAGUUUUAUCAAACACUUCAACACCCUUAAAAAGUCAACAGCCACAAAAGUUUGGGAUAUUGUUCUCUCUGGCUUCGCCUCAGAAAUCGCUUCAACAGCUCAGGACUUGGAGAUCAACGACCAAGAUGUUUACAUGCAACAUCGUGAAGCAUUGGAGAUGUACGGGUUCCUGAUUUUUUGGACCAUUGGAAUUACAGAACAGAAAGCAACCUCCCGUGCGGCAGUGUCUGAAAAGGCUGGAAAAGCAACGCGUGCAAAAGGGGCACGAUCUGGCAAAGAUAAUGAUGAAGCGGUUGAAGGAACCUCCACAUGGACUACUGAGAAGCAGAAGGCACUGAGCUUAAUGAGCAAAUGUUUAGAACUGCAUCUUUCCAGGAUAUGGACUGCAACGCAUGAGAAAGAAACAUUUGUUAGCUUGUUCUUCAAACCCGCCUAUCAGAUCCUCGAGAACAAAGAAAACAUUAAGAUUGUAGCGCUUAAACAAAGAGUUUACAAGGUUCUUUGUAUUUGUAUAAAGCGGCAUAAUCACGAAUUUGGUGCACGGACGACCAUCCUACAAAAUCUUCAGUAUUGGGAACACACACCAGAGCCUAUGGCAGAACUGUUAGAGAUGCUAAUCAACGAAUAUGACUAUUCACAACUCACUGACAGUAUCCUCAGAGAUAUCAGUUCAAAGGAAUUUGAUGAGGCCUACAAGGAUGUUAGCGUGCCGAAAGCAUUUUCAAAAUUCCUAACCAAGCUUUCAGAAGUUGCACCUAAAGUGGUCCUCAAACAGAUGGGCCUUUUAAUUGAUCAUCUGGAUGGGGAGUCGUACAUCAUGAGACAAGCAAUUGUCGAAGUUAUUGGGAACUUGAUUGCAUAUCUUUCUGAAGUCGAGCAAACGGAUCAAGUAAAGAAUCAGAUUGACGGAUUUUUCGAUAUCUUGGAAGAACGAUUUAUGGACAAUAACUCAUAUGUACGCACUAAGCUCUUGCAAAUUACCAGUCAAUUGUGUGAUCUUCGCGUCAAAUUUCCCAAACGUCGUCAGCGUCUGGCAGAGCUUGUCAUUGGACGAUUAUCGGAUAAGAGUUUCUGGUCCCGUAAACAGGCAAUCAAAACUCUUGUACGCAUGAUCGAAACUCAUCCUUACUCGAUGCAUGGAGGAGAGCUUAAUUUGGAAGACUGGGAGAUUCAAUAUACAGAAGUUACAGAUGAACUCAAGGCGAUGAUUACGAAACCAUCUAGGAGGAAAGCAGCUUUACAGGGCAACAGUGAGAGUGAAGAUGCGUUGGAAACUGAUAGGAUGGACCAGGAAGAAGAUGGAGAAAGCGAUAAGGAUAUCGCUCUUCCUACAGACGAGGAGUUGCUUGCAUUACAGUCAUCCAAGGAAUAUGUCACUAAAACUUUACAACAGCGAUAUUAUGCCGAUGCAAUUCGCUUCAUCCAUCUCAUCCAUCGUGCAGUACCAGUUAUGUGCGAAUUAUUGGCAUCAACUAUGAAGCUGGAAGUCAUUGAAGCCAUGGAUUUUUUUGUAACAAUUCACCGCUAUAAAGUUCAAGUUGCAACCGAGGGGAUCCGUAAGAUGGUUCACCUGGUAUGGAUGAAAGAUAAUGGUGAUGAAGCCAAAAGCGUGCGUAGUCGGCUCAUGGAAUGCUAUUGGCAGAUAUACCUGGCUCCUGAUGAUACUUUAACCGAGAAGGAAAAUACGGCGGUAAUUGCAAGGAACCUUGUCAGUCUAACAUAUGAUAGUACUUUGGCCGAAUUAACGUCGCUAGAGCAACUACUCAGCACAAUUGUUGUGGACUCGAUAGCUCAUUCAAGUGAUAUCACCAUUUCAGACGAAGUCGUUGAGAAGCUAUGGCAGGUCUAUAGCCAUCAUAAAGACAUUCCAAAUGUUCAGCGUCGAGGAGCUAUUAUUAUUUUGAGCAUGCUCGCUAAAGCGAAGCCAGGCAUUGUCUCUCAAAAGAUAGAGACUAUUCUCAAAAUUGGGCUUGGUAAACAUGGUAAAUCAGAUCCUGCACUGGCUCGCUAUUCGUGCAUUGCCCUUCAGCGCAUUGCUGGGGAGAGGAAAAAACAGAAAGGCGCUAUUGGACAAAACACCGUUAGACUGCCUAUGGAUCAUCCUAUUUUUAUUAAGCUUGGUCAUUUGAUUGAUCAUCCUACGACAUCCAAAAAAUGGUUCGCGGUGGUAGAGCAGGCAAUAAACACAAUUUAUUUACUAGGUGAACAUCCGGAUGCCUUGUGUGGUGAUAUCAUCAAAGCAAGAUGCAAGUCGAUUUUUAAUCUGCAAGAACCAAGCGAUUCACCUGGCGACCAAAUGUCUAUUGACGCUCCUCUGAGUUCUUUAGGUGAGGAUGUCACCAUGAGCCAAGAAAACGCAUUUAUGGUUGAUUCCUGGCAACUCAGUCAGCUUCUAAUGAUUGUUGGACACGUUGCGAUUAAACAUAUCGUCCACAUCGAGGUGAUUGAAGAAGAGUUCAAACGUCGAAAGGCAGCUGCAGGGGAUGAGAAGAAGAAGGGCAAAGACAACGCAGUGAAUGAUGAGUUGGACCAAGUUGUUGGAACCACGGAAGAUGAGUUCGGUGAUGCUAUGGCACAUAUUCGGGAGAGGGAGCUACUCUUUGGUGAAGAAAGUCUGCUUCAAGUAUUUGGACCUUUAAUCAUCACUAUUUGCGGCAAUAAUACUCUUUAUUCGGACAAAACAUUACAAAGUUCCGCCACGCUUGCUCUUUGCAAGUUGAUGUGCGUUUCAUCCGAAUUUUGUGAACAUAAUCUUCAGCUCCUAUUUACAAUCCUUGAAAAAACAACCGAUCCCACGAUUCGGUCCAAUAUUAUCAUCGCUCUCGGAGAUAUGGCUGUAUGCUUCAACAAUCUCAUCGAUGCUAACAUUACUUAUCUUUAUAAGCGACUUUCGGACUCGGAUGCCGCCGUGAAGAAGAACACAUUGAUGGUGCUCACUCAUUUGAUCCUGAAUGGAAUGGUCAAGGUCAAAGGUCAACUCGGUGAGAUGGCUAUCUGUCUUGUAGAUGAAGAUUCACGAAUUAGCGACCUUGCCCGGCUUUUCUUUACAGAGCUUACUAGCAAGGAUAAUGCUGUUUAUAACAAUAUGCCGGAUAUUAUCAGCCACAUGUCAAAUGCGAAUAUCGAUGAAGAGUCAUACCAUAAGAUCAUGCGCUUCUUAUUUGAGCUCCUCAAGGAAAAGAACAUGGAAUCAAUGACUGAGAAGUUGUGUCAGCGCUUUAAGAAUACAGAUGAACCCAGGGGAUGGAGAGAUAUUGCUUUCUGUCUGUCCAUGCUACCAUUUAAAACUGAGAAAAGCUUUAAGAGGUUGCUGGAAGGAUUUCCAAACUACCAAGACAAGGUUCAUGAGGAGCAGGUGUUCAAAUAUCUUUCGGAUAUCAUUGCAAAGGGCCGUGCCAUCAAGCCUCCCAAACCUGAGAUGAAGCCCAUCAUUGAUGAGUUUGAGAAUAAGCUUAAGGAAUUCAAAGCUAAAGGUGAUGAGGUUCAAGAGACUGAGGCCAAGGCUAUUUCGGCUGUAAAGAAAGGUAACCGGAAGGGAGGACGCAAGGCUGGAAGCUCACUGGCUGGACUAAAAGUCAAAGGAGUUCCAGAGCAAACAACCAUGCCAUCAGUUACGGAGAAGAGGAGAACCAGAAGCAGGAGAAUCGAAGAUGAUGAUGAAUACGAAAAUGACGAUUGAAAAGGCCG
This is a messenger RNA of Lobosporangium transversale, 3984 nucleotides long. RefSeq names its product armadillo-type protein. The transcript is spliced from 12 exons. Lineage: Eukaryota; Fungi; Mortierellomycota; Mortierellomycetes; Mortierellales; Mortierellaceae. Gene Ontology annotation, cellular component: condensed chromosome, centromeric region; nucleus. The record is from RefSeq and is a predicted model, not a curated record. The coding region runs from base 113 to 3976 and encodes 1287 amino acids. Gene Ontology annotation, molecular function: histone binding. Gene Ontology annotation, biological process: mitotic chromosome condensation; mitotic cell cycle; meiotic chromosome condensation.